UUUUAGAAACCAGCUCGGCCACUCUAAUUUGUCAAAAUUGCGAUUUUUUGUUAGUAAUUAUUAAUUUCACGCAAACGGAAAAUACAAAAAUCAGGGGCCAAAAGCAUUGGGAGCAGUCGAGGAGUCAAGGGUGGCGAAGCCUGAACUGCCGGGCAUAAGCCGGCAACCAAAACCGAUUUCAAAAAGCUUGUAAUUCGGCCAAUUUCAUCAGAAGUCCCAAUUUCAUCACUGCACACGUGUCUGAAGCUUUGGUUCUACAAUCAUAUAUCAAGCCCAGGCGAUUUCCGGACUUUAGUCUGGAACGCCCGUCUGAAAUCGAGACACCGGAGCGACUAGCAACAAUCCCAGACAGGCUGAGCACGUCAAAGAGCCGAACGCAGGAGGAGGAGGUGCUGCAGGAAAGUGGCAGCGGCGGCGGUGGCAAUAGCAUACUCUUCUCAGCGAUGGAUGAGUAUUGGCAGCAGCUGACCAACGGUGGCGUUCGUGGAGGAGCAUCCACCAACGGCCAUGGUCUCGAGGCAGCGGCACAAGCAUCUGGCAACAGCGCCAGCGGAGCUACUACCAGCACCAACAGCAACAACAACUAUGUGAAUUUCAAUCAGUUCAUUCAACAGCACAACCUAGGUGGAGGAUCAUCGCCCACUCCCAGCCCCGCAACAAUGCAACAUCCACUGAGCAGCGUCAAUAAUACAAAUUACAACAUCGGCGGUGGCGGAGGAGCCUUUGGUCUGAAUCCGCCAGCGGCUCCGCUCGGAAAUUCCACGGGCUUUGGUCAUCUAUAUUCACAGCCCAUGUUUCAAUCUUAUCAGAAUGGCGAUGGCGCCGCCUCCUUUAGCAACAACUAUGAUGAUACCUUUUCAAAUCUGUACACACCGUUCGGCAACAAUCCCUUUGACUUCAGCUCUUCCAAGCUGCAGGCCUCAGCUCCCGAAUUUGUGCCCAACCUGGCCAAGCUAAGUCUGAACGAGGUGCCGGCUGAGGUGGCAACGACGCCAAAUGGGAACAGGAAUAUCACUGCCAGCCAAGAAACUGCCAUUAGUGUGACGGGAACAAGAGCGCCACAACCGGGGGGAAACGGUGGAUCAGGAGGAGGAGAGCCCCACCACCUUCGUUUAUCAGCCAACAAUUACGAAAGAGAUCGCGGCGACAGAGACUCUCGACCGGGAAGCACCCGGCAGCAGCGUCGCUCUGACUACCGCGACGACCGAGAGGAUCGAUAUGAGCGAAACGAUCGCAAGAAGCCACAGAAGCAGCAGCGUUACGACAAUCAUAGAAGCAACAAACGAAGGGACGACUGGAAUCGCAACAGGGACCGCAUCAACGGCUUUCCCCGGGCCGCCGACGAGCUGGAUACUAGCAACGAGAGUGCUCAGCCGUCGCCCGAAAAGCAGCAAACUACGCAGCAGCAGCAAAUAUCUCCGCGGCGAGCUGUGCCGCAUCCACCGGCGGCGGACAAUGAGAAGCUAUCGCAGCGAGAGAAACUCAUACGCGAUAUCGAGCAGCGUCGACUGGAGUGCCUGGUGUGCGUGGAGGCAAUCAAGGCGCAUCAGCCGACGUGGUCCUGCCAGAACUGCUACCACGUUCUCCACCUCAAGUGCACUAUUACCUGGGCGAGCAGCUCCAAGUCUGAAGUAGGAUGGCGGUGUCCUGCCUGUCAAAAUGUCCUCCAAGAGCUGCCGCGCGAGUAUCUCUGCUUUUGCGGAAAACUCAAGAACCCGCCGGUGUCCCGUACGGAACUGGCACACAGCUGCGGUGAAGUCUGUUGCCGGAUCGAGGGCUGCAGCCAUGCUUGUACACUGCUAUGCCACCCUGGUCCCUGUCCACCGUGCCAGGCCAAUGUGGUGCGCAGCUGUGGUUGCGGACGCAGCUCCAAGACCAUGCAGUGCGCCAUGAAAGAAGAUCUACUCUGCGGCGAGAUCUGUGACAAGGUGCUCAAUUGUGCCGAGCAUCGGUGUCGCGCCGAGUGUCAUGCCGGCAAGUGUGCAGCCUGUGCGGAGCAGGUGGAGCAGCACUGUCACUGUGGCAAGCAGGAGCGUCAAGUGCAGUGCACGCGCGAGAAUCAAGACAAGCGGAACUACUCGUGCAAGGAGAGUUGCGGGAAGCCCCUGCCCUGCGGUAACCACAAAUGCAAGGACUCUUGCCACGCGGGCAACUGUAGGCCUUGUAAGCUAAGUCCCGAACAGAUAACAAGCUGUCCAUGCGGCAAGAUGCCGGUGCCGGCUGAUCAACGCUCGAGCUGUCUAGAUCCCAUACCGACUUGCGAGGGAAUUUGCUCGAGGACUCUGCGCUGCGGCAAGCCAGCUCAUCCCCAUCAGUGCGCCAGCAAGUGCCACUUGGGCCAGUGUCCGCCGUGUCCCAAGCAAACAGCCGUCAAGUGUCGCUGCGGUCACAUGGAUCAGAUGAUAAAGUGCCGGCAGCUGUCCACGCGAGCGGAUGAUGCCCGUUGCAAGCGACGCUGUACGAAGAAGCGCAGCUGCGGCAAGCACAAGUGCAAUGCGGAGUGCUGCAUCGACAUAGAUCACGCCUGCCCACUGCCCUGCAAUCGGACGCUGAGCUGUGGCAAGCAUAAGUGUGAUCAACCCUGCCAUCGAGGCAACUGUCCGCCGUGCUAUCGCAGCAGCUUCGAGGAGCUUUACUGCGAGUGCGGGGCCGAAGUGAUAUAUCCGCCGGUACCAUGCGGCACCAAGAAGCCACUCUGCAAGCGACCCUGCUCGCGUUCGCAUCCUUGCGAUCAUCCGCCGCAGCACAACUGCCACUCGGCGGCCACCUGUCCGCCCUGCAUGAUGUUUACCACCAAGUUCUGCCACGGUGGUCACGAGCAGCGCAAAACUAUUCCCUGCUCCCAGGCCAACUUUAGCUGUGGCCUGGCAUGCGGCAAGCCCUUGCCAUGCGGCCGUCACAAGUGCAUCAAGCCGUGCCACGAAGGCGUCUGUCAGAGUGCCGGCGAGGUAUGUCGUCAGAGCUGCACUAAGCCGCGGACGCUCUGUGGUCAUAAGUGUUCCGCUGCCUGUCAUGAGGGAGCCUGUCCCGAGACGCCGUGCAAAGAGCUGGUGGAGGUUCAGUGUGAAUGCGGCCACCGGAAGCAGAGUCGCAGCUGCCAGGAGUUGGCCAGGGAGCACAGUCGAAUUGCCACCGCUCAGCUGGCCUCCUCUAUGGCAGAGAUGUCGCGCGGCAACUACAUGGAACUGAGCGAAAUCCUGGCCCCGGCCAAGACAAGCAAAUCGAACCGAACUUUGGACUGCAACGACGAAUGCCGUCUGCUGGAGCGUAAUCGUCGGCUAGCAUCUGCCCUGUCAUCGGGCAAUUCGGACACAAAGCAAAAGUCACUGACCAAGUACUCGGAGUUUGUUCGCGGUUUUGCCAAGAGAAAUCCGGCUCUGACCAAGAGUGUAUACGAGACGCUGAGCGAUCUGGUGAAGCUGGCCAAGGAGAGCAAGCAGCGCUCACGGAGUCACUCCUUCCCCACCAUGAAUCGCGAGAAGAGGCAAUUGGUGCACGAGUUGUGCGAGAUAUUUGGUAUCGAAUCUGUUUCCUACGAUAAGGAGCCUAAUCGAAAUGUUGUGGCCACGGCCCACAAGGAGAGGUGCUGGCUGCCUGCCACAAGCAUCAUGGAGGUGCUGGCUCGUGAGUCUGGACAACGUCGUGUCCCUGUGCCCAGCAACAAUGCAUGGAGCUUAAAGAAAUAAAGCAAAAUCCAUCGUAAUUUAAUAAUAAAUACUGUUGGAAGAAGGGAACCUAGAAUGAAAUAUUUGUGGAGCCUAAAACGGUGGCAAACCGAAAGAAAGCUCUAUGAGAGGACAAUACACAUAAACUAGCGAAGCCGAUAUUGAAUGAUUUGCCGCCGUAUAUUUUGUAAAUUAUAACGAAAGUUAGCUAAAAUCUAGAAUGCAUAAAUAUGUUGAAUAUUGAAUGGAUACGCAGAGGCAGAGUUAUGGAGAAUCUUGUUAACCAAUUCUGUUUCAUGAUGAAUUUAACAAAAAUCAAAACCUUCUGAACCCAAAACUAAAUAAGAAACAAUUGUAUACCAGAGGGAAAAAUAAAUACAAAUACUGAGCAGAGGGAAA
Drosophila serrata is the source of this 4064-nucleotide messenger RNA. RefSeq names its product nuclear transcription factor, X-box binding stc (gene stc). The record is from RefSeq and is a predicted model, not a curated record. Gene Ontology annotation, molecular function: RNA polymerase II transcription regulatory region sequence-specific DNA binding; zinc ion binding; DNA-binding transcription factor activity, RNA polymerase II-specific. NCBI's taxonomy places the organism in Eukaryota, Metazoa, Arthropoda, Insecta, Diptera, Drosophilidae. Gene Ontology annotation, biological process: negative regulation of transcription by RNA polymerase II. Gene Ontology annotation, cellular component: nucleus.